AUGAGGCACGGAAAAACACCAUACUUUCCAAUUUUACUUUUACUUUUUGUCGUGAGUGCAAUAUAUUAUGUUGCUUCAGGCGAUAAGAAGUCUUUAGGUGCUGCUGGCCCAGUUACUCUUGUCACAGAAAAGGCAAAGGAAAUUCCCAGAAAGAUCGAAAAAGAAGAAGUUGUGAUUCCCGAUGAGAAACAAGUGGAGACUGGCGAAUUCACUGAGACACCUUUUAUGCCCAAAAUGGCUAACGAUACGCUUAAAGCACAGUUAGGAAAUUCUGCUUGGCAUCUUUUACACACUGUUUUGGCAAGAUAUCCGGACGAGCCCACUGAAAAAGAGAAAUCUACAUUGAAGCAGUUCAUUCUCUUGUUUUCGCAAGUGUAUCCAUGUGGUGACUGUGCUAGACACUUCCAGAAAUUGUUGAAGAAGUACCCCCCUCAGGUAGGAAGCAGGAAGAUAGCGGCAGUUUGGGGUUGUCAUAUCCAUAACAAGGUGAAUGAAAGGUUAAACAAACCAGAAUACGACUGCACAACUAUUUUGGAAGACUACGAUUGCGGGUGUGGAGAAGAUGAAAAGAAAUCUGAUUUCACCUUGGGUAAUGAGAGUAUGGAACAUUUGCGCAAAGUCAAAGUUGACGAAAAAGAAGAUAAGCAAAGAGGAGGUUGA
Molecule: messenger RNA, 660 nt
Organism: Clavispora lusitaniae ATCC 42720
Lineage: Eukaryota; Fungi; Ascomycota; Pichiomycetes; Serinales; Metschnikowiaceae
Product: flavin-linked sulfhydryl oxidase
Cellular component (GO): mitochondrion
Molecular function (GO): flavin-dependent sulfhydryl oxidase activity; flavin adenine dinucleotide binding
Source: RefSeq, a predicted model, not a curated record